ACCCCGCCCAAUCAUACGCUGGGAAAAGCUAACGCUCGCUAAUUGUUUGGCUACCAUCCGUCCAGUCCCUGUGAUCAAACUAGCGUCUCUUGCCUUUCUCUCAGUUUUCACCAUUCGCACAUUUCAACCCCCCAAAUGACCAAACUUGAAGAUCGCCAAGAUUCCACCUUUGCUUUAAAGUCCUCCAAAGCUGCCCUGACCCACAACAAAUCCGACGAUAUUAUGAUCCACACAUUGAAAGAUACCGACGAUGUUUCCGUCGACCUGAAAAACGUACAAACCGGCCUAGUGACAGAAAAGACAGAGGCACAACCGAAUCAAGUCAUGGUCAUGUUUGGACUUCUCAGAAAGCUGAUCGGUGUCAAGGACAUAUUAGCAUUGCGUAUAUCAUUGCCUGCUACUUUAUUGGCUCCUGUGGGAAACUUAGAGUACUGGAAUUAUAUGGACCGACCCGAUAUUUUUUCAACUAUGGCCGAUUCCGAUGAACCCUUAGAACGCAUGGUCAAUGUCCUUCGCUGGUGGUUUUCGAAAGAGCUCAAGUACGUAUCUGGAAAACUGAUUAAGCCUUACAACUCCAUCUUGGGAGAAACCUUCAAAUGCUGGUGGGACGUAUCUGAGGAGGAGAUGGAUAGUACAGGGCAACAGGCGUCGUCUACUGCGAGUGAAUCCAAGGGGAAUAUCCGUGUCAAGUGCUUAAACGAGCAGAUUUCGCACCAUCCUCCUGUGUCGGGAUUUUAUUACUCUUGUGAACAAAAAGGUGUGGAAGCACGAGGUAUCGACCACAUCUCAGCCCGUUUCUCUGGCACCUCGUUCAAAGUGGGUCCAGGAGAUCAGAAUUUAGGCAUUUUUGUCAGGAUGCUUAACCGAGAUAACGAGGAAUACCAAUUGACGCACCCCUGGGCAUCCGUCAACGGUUGGCUCAAAGCUUCUCUCUAUGCCACAAUCUCCGACAAUUGCUAUAUGACAUGCCCGAAAUCAAAGCUGAAGGCUAUUGUGGAAUACAAAGAUGAGAAAUGGAUCGGCAAGCCGAAGUUUGAGCUGCGCGGUUUAAUAUUUACAUACGACCCUAACAAUGAUACAAUCAACAAAUUAAAGAAUGUCCCCCCCGCUGAUGUAUUAGCGACAAUAGAAGGAUCAUGGAGAACUCAGAUUCAUGUUAUAUACCCAGAUGGUCAGAAGCGCCUUUUAAUCGACCUCACUCAGCUAGAAGUCAUGCCAAAGCAGGUCAAACCCAUUGAAGAACAAGAAGAGAUGGAGAGUCGUCGCAUUUGGAAAGAUGUGACAGAAAACAUCCUUGCCAAGGACUUCAAUCAAGCGACCAAGGUUAAGCAUGCAAUUGAAGAAGCGCAGCGUGUCAAAGCGGCUGACAGAAAGAGCAAUGGAGAGGAGUUUGUACCCCAACUAUUCCAGCUUCCUGUUGAAGGAGGCAAGCCAGAGCUUACUGAACAAGCUAGAGAGAUUUUGAAGUCUUUGUAGCGAAUUAUCCUUCUAUUUUUUCUAAACAUCAUAAUUUUUGCAUAUUCAGUUUAUAGAUUCAAUUGUGGGUUUGAUUCCGGCCCCAGUAACA
Molecule: messenger RNA, 1567 nt
Organism: Umbelopsis ramanniana AG
Lineage: Eukaryota; Fungi; Mucoromycota; Umbelopsidomycetes; Umbelopsidales; Umbelopsidaceae
Exons: 6
Coding region: 136-1476 (446 amino acids)
Biological process (GO): piecemeal microautophagy of the nucleus; endocytosis; exocytosis
Cellular component (GO): intracellular membrane-bounded organelle; membrane; cytosol
Molecular function (GO): sterol binding
Source: RefSeq, a predicted model, not a curated record